AUGCAUCGCCAGAGGCCUCAGCUGAAGAACGGCGUGGACCUGCAGCUCCAGUCAGCCUUCUCAGACGGCAACUGGCCCUCUGUCAUCCGUCUAGCCGAGAAGAGGGCACGCAGCCUGAAUGAUUCUUAUUACGAGGUGGUAAAAAAAUGCGCCGAGAGCCAGCUCGACGAUCCUGCAGCCAAGUAUGCCGCCGUGGCUGCGGUAUCGCAGUACAUCCGGGAUGGCACCGUGGUCAAGGACGUAGAUGCCCUCGACCUGUUGGAGUGGGCCACUCUCGACCUCACUGACGAGGACGACUACCCUAACACCCUGGGCCCUCUGCGCGUCAAGGCCGUCAAGGCCAGCCCAAAGGAUAGGCACAUCGCCUCGCGGUGCCUCGAGUCGUGUCUCAUACACUGGGAUCUUGUCAGUGCACAGCAGAUUGCUGCCGUGCUCGACAGGUCGUUUCCCCAAGAGCGGCAUUUCAUGUUUUGGAACAUUGCCAUUACGCAUCUGCUCUCGACCAGUUCCCAGGUUCCUCCGGAAAAGCAAAAACUGUAUGGUACCCUUGCCCUGAGGCAGAUGGAGCGUGCGGCCCGGGCACCAGAGGAAGGCGCGUCGGAAAAGGAGAAGGCGCGCAGAGUCAGGACAGAAGAGGAGACUCUACUCCUUUACAACAUCACUGAGAGGCACGGAACAGACGAAGACUUCAAGAAGCUCGUGGAAAAUUCAGAAUUUUCUCCGCUUGCAACCUUCCGUCAGGGCCGAAAGGAGCUACUGCUCUGCGUCAUUGCCCGGUACCGCCGCCAGGAUGACUGGGACGCCAUCUACACUCUCUGCAAAAGCUGCCUGUCUGAUAAGGACGACCAGGCCCGACCUAACCUGCUGGCGUCUGACUAUGGCAUCUGGGAGGAGUUUAUCGUUGCUGCUCGUCAUACCAUGGGCUCGAACAAGGGAGUCGUCACGGAGGUCCACGACCUCCUGCUCGAACUGGUCAAGUUCCCGGGACUGCGGGCCAUCUACAGGAGGAACCUAUUGCUGGCCCGCGUAUCGGCGGCAUUCCAGCUACUCACGCCUGACGGCGACGACAGCAUCGACGGACGGGCCUCGUCGACCAGGCUGCAAGAGUUGAUGCGAUACGUGGAAGACCAGGCCGCGAGCCCGGCUUGCUUUGACGAUGUCAAGACGUUCGUCGAGAAGUUGGACCUCUCGGGCCUGCGGUACUUUGUGGACGACUUCCUUGCCGGACUGGGCGAGAGGAAGGAGAAACUUAGCGCAGGUCAGGCCGGCCUGCUCGCGCUCAAGUUCCGCUACCUGACGGCUACGUGCCCGAUCUCGUACACGACUGUUCCUGGGGAGAAGCCGCGCGCCAAGUGCCAGCGGUGCGGGGCAGAGGAGCAAUAUGCAUCCUGCGCAUCGUGCUUCCGGGGUAUCUGGGAUGAGGCUCUGGUCCUGUACAAGGACAUUGCGACCAAGGCACCGGACCAGCUGCUGAGCGACGCCCACGUGCCGCCGGAGCUGGCCCUCCUCCUGGCCGUCUGCAGCGUCAGGCUGGCAUUCCCUGACCCCAAGGCCACCCCUGCCGCGUCUACCUACACCUCUGCCGAGUCCCUGUGGCACCUGUACCACGCCGUCCUGGUACUGGAGUACCAGCUCUCCUUCUCGCCCAAGAACGCGCCGAUUUUGCUGGUACUGGUGCAGCUCCAUCUGCGCCUCGGAUCGGCUCCACGUUCCCGCCAGCUGUGGGGGGAGCUGGGGGUCAAGCGCACAAUCAUGGACUCGCUCGGUCCUCUGUUCUACGACCGCCUCUCGACCGUUGCACCGGCCCUGCUCUCCCCCUCGGACACGUGGGGCUGGCAGCUCAUGGACAUGCUCACGUCGCACUACAGCUACUCGCUCAAGAUGCGCAUGCCGCGGCGCUUGAUCGACGCAUUCGAGGCCGAGUCGUACGGCUCCGUGCUGGACAUGCCCCGCUACAUACACGACUUGCGCACCAGCGCCACGCGCGCCAUGAGCCUGGUGGAGGAGACGAGGUCCGAGAGGAUGCUCGGCAGGCCCACAUGGGAACUUUUUUCCGACCCGCGGUUCGUCGAGGUCAAUGACGAUACGGUACUCAAGGAGACGCUCGACUAUGGGUCUUUCCCGCGGUGGGAGAGCAGCGAGUGCGUGCCUGUAUAUGUCCGGCUGAGACUGGGACCACCUCCAAGUAACCGCAGAGCUCACCUGGAAAUCAUGUCGGAAGCAUUCCACGACGUGUUGGGAUACAAGGCGCCACAGAUGUACAAGACACCACUGGCGACGUCGGAGUCGGACCACGUAUUCGUAGUCGAGACGCUGACUCGUAUCGGCAACUCGUACAACCAGUUCCUUGGUGGCCCCGAGGGCGACCUGACAGCCGCAGAGGCAGUGUACCACGACAUGGUCGGGCUGCUGAGCACGCUGGCUCCGCUGUGCGCGGCGAGCGGGAGCGGAAGGGCUGCGGGGCUGGACGCGUUUUGCGAGCUGACCGAGUCUAUCGGCGCGGGGUUGGAGAGUCUGCGAGACAUGAUCCCAGCGGGGAGCUCCGACGACGUAGAGGGGGCGGUGGCCCUCCUCGGCAGCCUGCACACGGUAGGCGUGUACCGCGACGCGGCGAAGGCAGUGUCCCUGGCAGCACAGUGGAUCAUGGGGGUCAACCAGCGCGCCAAGGAGCGCGACAGGUCCGGACAGAGCAACCUCCCCAAGGAGGUGGUCGCCCGCACCAAAAGUCUCCAGUCGGCGGCGGAGGAGGCCCUCAAGCAAGGGAAGGGAUGGAUGGACAGGCUCCGGACGACGGUGAAGAGUGGCGACUUCAAGGGACGGCUGAGUUCAUGGCUGUUCAAAGACGCAGAGGCGAUUCGGGAUGUGGCGUACGAGGAGGUUGUGCCGGGUCUGGUGGGGAAUAUCGGGGAGAAUGUCAAUGGAUGGCAAGAGGUUCAUUGGGAGUGA
This is a messenger RNA of Geosmithia morbida, 2946 nucleotides long. Its product is annotated as N-acetyltransferase B complex (NatB) non catalytic subunit. The transcript has 5 exons. Lineage: Eukaryota; Fungi; Ascomycota; Sordariomycetes; Hypocreales; Bionectriaceae. The record is from RefSeq and is a predicted model, not a curated record. Bases 1 to 2946 code for a protein of 981 amino acids.